AUGCAGCGACGUCCUUACCGCUCUCACAAGGUGCCAGCCUGUGACAGAUGCCGUCGGUUCAAGCGGCGAUGCACGGGCGGCGCCCCAGAUCGGCCUUGUGUGCUGUGCAACCUUCAGGAGGUCCCCUGCGAGUAUACAGCUAGCUCACUGCAGAAGGGUCAGUCGGCAUCGGAUCGCUCUGCAAGACGCACGUCUAGUCAGCGAACAGCCCGUCACAUUCCAGGGCCCAAUGUCGAGUCGCAAUCGUCGGCCAUCGAUGGAGGAGUGGGAUCUGAUUACCAUGGCGGCCCGAGCCAGGCGCGCUCGAGGCCUGAACUCUCCAUGGUUGCUAACCCUGUGAUUUCGGAGGAUAUCCGGAUUUUGGAGCGGUAUAUGUCUUCUCAGCGGGUAGAGAGCAGCGCAUUGGAGAAUAACCCCAUGGUCUAUUUGAAAAUUUCCCGUCGGAGGGAAGGGCUGGCGAUGACUGAGAACCCCGGGAAACAGCAAAAGGAAACUCUCAUGCAGGUUCUUAGAUCAAGCGCCAAUGAGCUAAUUGAUUUGUACUUCGAACACAUUCACCCGGCAUUCCCACUAUUUGACCAGGAUUCGUUUAUUCAGCUGUAUCGCGAGGACAAAGUUUCCCCGACCCUCAUCUGCGACUUCUUUGCUGUCUCUCAGAUCCUGUGGAACCAUUCGCCGACCCUCAGGAGAAUACAACCGCCAGACUCCUUGUUCGUGUGGAACCUGGCUGUCGAGGCGCUGCAGCAGGAUUUUCUCGUUGCAGGCAUAUCUACGCUUUAUGCGGUGGUCCUCGACUUGGUGGGCCGUCCUAUCUAUGCCGUGCUGCUGAAUGCUAUCAACUCUGGACGUGCAGUUUCAUUGGCCCUCAGUCUUGGACUCAACCGCAAUCCUUCUGGAUGGAAACGCCCAGCCAUUGAGAUAGAGCUACGCAAGCGACUAUGGUGGGCAGUAUUAAUCCAUGAUUAUUGGUCAAGCUUUGCCCAUGGUACACCACCGAUGAUCCGCAAAGACCAGUACGACGUCCCUAUUCCUGCGGUGUCCGAUCUUGACGUAGGCCCGCGUCAUCCUAAGAGGAGUACAGCCUUUGUUUGCUUCUCUAGUUUAUGCCGGUUAACCCUCAUCCUUGGCGACAUCCUACCACUUGCGUACAACUUGACUAUUGACCAACAGGAUAUUUGGAAACAGAUCCGCCGUCUAGAGUUUGACUUAGACGCAUGGGAUGACCGUCUGCCUGACGAGGCACGACCGCACGAUGGCGAUGGAAGAAGAAUCCCUGGUUGUAGUAGUUUGCGUUUAGGUUACCUCUCCGUAAGACUUUUGUUGAAGCGGGUCGCACUGCACGCGGCAACAGUUUCCUCAGAGGCGGACCGCAAAGACAACAUUGCAUUCCACCUUGGACAGUUACGCAGAUCCGCGCAGGAAAUCGUCAGCUACAUCUGUGGUCUAACCAAGGCACAACUCCAGGAGUUCUGGCUCCCAUACGGCCCAUCACCUCAUUCUAACCGUGAUAAUCCUCCUCCGCUGCACCGUUGAGUCGCCUGAACCAGCCAUUGCCGAAAAAUGCAGAACAGAUCUCGACCGCUUCUGGACAAAGCUUCAAUCAGCGGCGAAAGACGGCUGGGAUCUAGCCAAUAUAUGCAUCACGCAGUGCGCGGAAUCCGUCUCGAAGAUCCUCGCCAUGUCUGUGUCUACCGCCUCUUCGUCGGCUGCGGCGGCAGCGACGGCAGUUGAUCCCAUCGAGGUUGGGCCUUCAGCGCUCCUUGAACUUCCGGAUGUGGGAUCUGGAUCACCAAUGCAUUUUAUUGCUCCGGAACUUAUGCCAGAUAUCCUACCCUUCUCGAAUCCGGACAUCUCGUUUGAUAAUCAGUGGGAUAUUGGGGGCUUGUCCGGACUGGGGUUUAUGGAUGUGUUUUCUAACCCUUGAUUGCGCAGAAAUUCCUGCAUUUCCGCAUCAAAGCUCCCAGCCCUUGCUUGGGUAUUUCGAUAAAGUGCUAGAGGCUCGACAACACAGACAAGGAUAUUGUGUGUGAGAUAGGCAACAGUAUGCUGCCACAAGGGCUUACACCGCAGAGACUAUACCGCACGAAGUUUCUGCUUCAGUUCCGGGUCCCACAUGGCGCUCCAGCAUGCCUUGUUUAUGAAGGCCUUUCAUGAAUCAAAACACGGAUUAUGGCAAACGGGUUAACAAUCUUUCUUCUAUGUCCAAGAAGAUGGCAUCCACCUGAAAUGUAUUCAAGGCGGUGAAGCAAGCUACCUGUAAAGAGGCCGCGUGCUGCUCAUAGCCACACGUAGGAUAUCAAGUCAACGCUUCUGUCUUUCUCAAUUGAUGCAACCCGUAUCGGGCUCAUACUUGAC
Messenger RNA from Aspergillus calidoustus, 2355 nucleotides. The record is from the annotation of a GenBank genome assembly. NCBI's taxonomy places the organism in Eukaryota, Fungi, Ascomycota, Eurotiomycetes, Eurotiales, Aspergillaceae.